GUACUAAAACAGAACGAAAGUUGUACAUUAYCACAAGUUGUACAUCCACCAUUUAAAACAGYUWAGCARKAUUUUUUACUUGGAAAAGRUUUUGUCACARGGAAGAAGAAGAUUUGUUCACUUGGGAGAAUUCUUGAGAAUCGACGAGACGCGGUCACGCUGUUUUUGUGGUUAUUAAAAUUGUUCGAAUUGUUUCAGCUCCACUUCCUCAAGAAUGGCUAGUUCAGAAUCUAUUAUAAUGACAUUACUAGAACAAGUGAGAUGUCUAGAGGAGGAACGCGACAAAGCAUUAGAACUUUCAAAUAAAUUGAAUGAAAAACUACGCGCRAAAGAAGAAGGUAAAGAAGCCGCUAAGUCAAGCAAAACGUCUGACGAGUUAAACUUUAAGGAAACUCURGAGACUCUUGCUGAUGAAUUGGAGGAAAUUCGACUCAAUGAAGAGCAAAGACAAUUUAAUAUCUCAGAAAUAAGUAAAGACCAAGAUGGACAAUCAAAAAGUACAAGUGUUAGYGGUAGCAAGGAUUCAGUGAUGCUUGAGCUUUGCAAGCAAUACUAUGGCAAGAUGGUGACUGAAUUGCAGGAGGAAAGAAAUGUUUUGCAGCAAAAAGUUGAAAAGCUACAAAAUGAAAUUAUAGAAAAGGAUAUGAAAAUUGCAGAGCUUCAGCUUGGAAAAGUGUAGCCUCAUUAGGAAACUUUCAUUUAUGCAAAWAWCAUGUACUUACACACUUCUAGCUGUCAGUCACACACUUMUAGCUGUCAAUAAUGUUAGAUCAAUGUUUUUUCGCUAUUUUUUUUGAAGAUACAAACAAUAAAGUGUGCAACAUAAAUACCACUAAGWAAUCAUAAAAUAAUGUUUAUUAUAUUGCUUAAUUAGCACUAGUGAAGUAAAAAAAACCCUGUGAAAUAGAUAGUACACUAAUACAASUACAUUACAUAUAUAAACAUUGUUUUCUUUUGAGUCUUUUUGACUAUCAUACUUUUAUUAAUUGUAAAGGUUUUGUUUAAUGACUUUACUCUAUCUAGCAGUAAAAAAUGUAAAAUGUUGCACACAUUUACUGUUUGAAGACUCUUGUAUUUGUACUAAAAUAACUCACAAGUACUAGAGUCGUUAACCUGUGAAACACUUAUUAUUCAACUCCAAAUGAAACAAUGACAAUCAAUAUACAUGUCUGCUACUAUGUGGUCAUGUACAUAGUACAGCACCAAGCCUAGUUUCUAUUAUAAUAUUUGUAGUUUUGUUCAUCAAACAAUARCAAUAGCUCCAAUUUAAUUUGUUUAAUAAAAUUAUAAUUUACAGCA
Molecule: messenger RNA, 1299 nt
Organism: Exaiptasia diaphana
Lineage: Eukaryota; Metazoa; Cnidaria; Anthozoa; Actiniaria; Aiptasiidae
Exons: 1
Coding region: 215-679 (154 amino acids)
Source: RefSeq, a predicted model, not a curated record